GAAUCAAACAGUAUAGUCACAAACCAUAGAAGCUUAACAGCUUCUCAGUUCUAAUUCUGCUUUAUUCUUUUCUCUCCCUUAUUGCAUAUUGUCAUUAGGAACUGUAAUAGCAGUUCCUUAUGCAGAUUUUCACCCGGCGCCAAGGAGCACUUCUGUGCUUCUGGUUGUCUGUGCUUUUUGUGGUAGUAGAAUUUUGCUAUGGUGACCAUAGCACAGUUGAGGUAGUUGGACUUGGAGAAUGCGCAGACUGCAAGGAAAAAAAUAUUAAAACUAGCCAGGCUUUCUCAGGGCUACGCGUGUCAGUAGACUGCAAGGCAGCAAGUGGACACUUUGAAAGGAGAGGGGUUGGUGAGGUUGAUGAAAAUGGAAACUUCAAAGUGUCCCUUCCUCAUGACAUUGUAAAAGCUGGUGAACUCAAAGAAGAGUGCUAUGCUCAGCUACUCAGUGCAUCAGCUGCACCAUGUCCUUCCCAUGAUGGCCCUUUCAGCACCAAAAUUGUCUUAAAGUCAAAAGCUGAUGACAAACACACCCUUGGUCCAGUUGGGAAACUCAAGUUUUUAUCAGUGACGUGUGCUUCAGCCUUCUUUUGGAAGCACCCCCUCUUGCCUAAGUUUCCUCCUCAUCCUCCUAUCACCUUCCCCCCUAUAGUAAUUCCACCAUUGCCACCGAAGAUUUUCUAUAAGCACCCUCUCUUUCCUCCUUUCCAUAAACCUCUCCCUCCUCCUGUGCCUGUCUAUAAACCUCCUCCAUCCCCACCAAAGGUUGAACCUCCUCCAUCCCCACCAAAGGUUGUGCCUCCUCUUCCACCAAAACCAAAGCCAUGCCCACCAAAGGUUGAGCCUCCUCCAAAACCAAAACCUCCAAAGCCAAGCCCACCAAAGGUUGAGCCUCCUCCAAAACCAAAACCACCAAAGCCAUGCCCACCAAAGGUUGAGCCUCCUCCAAAGCCAAAACCACCAAAGCCAUCCCCACCAAAGGUUGAGCCUCCUCCAAAACCAAAACCACCAAAGGUUGAACCUCCUCCAAAACCACCAAAGGUUGAGCCUCCUCCUCUUCCACCACCGGUUCCAACCAAGAAGCCAUGUCCACCAAAGUUUAAGCAUCCACUUCUACCACCGGUUCCAAUCUACAAGAAGCCACUUCCUCCACUCCCUAAGUUGCCUCCACUCAAGCCACUUCCACCACUUCCCAAACUCCCUCCAAAGCACUUUUUCCAUCAUCCCAAAUGGCCUCCACUACCUCCAAAGUCCUUUUUCCAUCACCCCAAGUAUGGGAAAUGGCCUCCACUACCACCUUUUUCUACUCUUCCUUAGGCUAUAUAUAUUGCAGAGCUAGAUGACUCUCGAUCGGGUCUACAAAAUAUGCAUGCAUGUUUUCUGUCAUCUUUUGUGCUUUCCGUAUCAUCAAGGAUUUAGAACAUCUAUUGUUGCAAAUAAAGUCUCGGAAGGAUAUAUAGGGCAAGUGAAGAAGGGCAUCAGAUGAGAAUAUAGAAUUCAAAAAGAUGAGCAAUGUGAUUAAGAAGUUUGAAGUGGUAUGAAGUUUGAGUGUGAUCAAUUGUUGUUUCGGAUGAAGAUCAUUCUAUUUGUUUUAAAUUAAUGUCACGUGUAUAUAGGUGCAUUAUAUAUGAAUGAAUAAUUAAGCUUCCAAGUGUCUUUUUCA
Messenger RNA from Cajanus cajan (pigeon pea), 1659 nucleotides. RefSeq lists its product as uncharacterized. Lineage: Eukaryota; Viridiplantae; Streptophyta; Magnoliopsida; Fabales; Fabaceae. The record is from RefSeq and is a predicted model, not a curated record.